CUGCCCGUGCAGCAGCUGAGGAACCGUGGAUUUCAUUUUAUUGAGCAAAACCUCAGUAAAACUGCUCAAAAUCCUUCCUGCAGCUGCUUGGCAACAAUGAAAGAAGAGAGGUAAAUCCUAUUAUUUUUCAAUACAAUCAGACCAGUACAUUCUAGCUCUAGCUGCUUCACAUUGCAGCUCAGCACUAAAAAUAUGGAUACUGAAAUGAGAAUACAGCACUGCAUUGUCCGACAAGGAAAAUACGAGAUGUAAAAAGCUUCAAUGCAUCAAUUGUGGGGGGCAGACCAAAGUGAUCCAAACAGAACGGACAACUAAAGCUCCUUUGUUUAAAAUUUAUAAGGAAAAGAAAAAAAACAAAACAAAACAAAAAACACCUCAGAAGACCAACAUACAUAUGAACAAGGAAGAUAACUCGGAGAGAAGCAGACAGAUGGACACAUUGGAUCCUGUGAAAAGCAAUCGCAGGAAGCAGACUGUUGGGGGAUGUGCGCAUGUUCGAUAGCAUCUUUUUUGCUGAAGUGAUGGCGUGCCAAAAGUAUUUUCAGUGAGCAUAAUCCUCUCACCAUAAAUGGCUUGACCAAGGAAGAGUGCUUUAAAGAGGAAAGCCCUUAAGAUCGGACACAAUUUAAAAAUGAUUACCAAAGAAUAGCACUGGUUCAGAAGAGAGAACCAUCAUUUUGUUCUACCAUUAUCCCAUAUCCCAUUAUUGGAUAUUUACAACAUGCUUCAGUGGAGGAGACGACAUUGCUGCUUUGCUAAGAUGACCUGGAAUGCCAAGAGGUCUUUAUUUCGUACACAUCUCAUUGGUCUACUCUCUCUUGUCUUUCUUUUUGCUAUGUUUCUUUUUUUUAAUCAUCAUGAUUGGCUGCCAGGCAGAGCUGGCUUCAAAGAAAAUCCUGUGACCUACACUAUACGAGGAUUUCGAUCUACAAAGGGUGAGACAAACCACAGCUCCCUGAGGAACAUUUGGAAGGAUACAGUCCCUCAAACUCUAAGGCCUCAAACAGCUACUAAUGCCAACAACACAGACUUGUCACCUCAAGGAGUAACUGGCCUAGAGAAUACACUCAGUGCCAAUGGAAGCAUUUACAAUGAAAAAGGUACUGGACAUCCAAAUUUAUAUCAUUUCAAGUAUAUCAUAAAUGAACCUGAAAAGUGCCAAGAGAAAAGCCCUUUUCUAAUACUACUUAUAGCUGCAGAACCUGGACAAACAGAAGCAAGACGAGCUAUACGACAAACUUGGGGAAAUGAAAGCCUGGCACCUGGGAUUCAAAUUGCUCGCAUUUUUUUAUUGGGCUUAAAUGUUAAGCUGAAUGGCCACCUUCAGCGGGCCAUUUUAGAAGAAAGCAGACAAUAUCAUGAUAUUAUUCAACAGGAAUAUUUAGAUACUUACUACAACUUAACCAUUAAGACACUAAUGGGCAUGAACUGGGUUGCAACCUACUGCCCACACAUUCCUUACGUUAUGAAAACGGAUAGUGAUAUGUUUGUCAAUACUGAGUAUUUAAUACAUAAGCUAUUAAAACCAGACCUGCCUCCUAGGCAUAACUAUUUCACAGGCUACCUAAUGAGAGGGUAUGCACCCAAUCGGAACAAAGACAGCAAAUGGUACAUGCCACCAGAUCUCUACCCAAGUGAACGGUACCCUGUGUUCUGUUCUGGAACUGGUUAUGUUUUUUCUGGAGAUUUAGCAGAAAAGAUCUUUAAGGUUUCUUUAAGCAUCAGACGUUUGCAUUUAGAAGAUGUGUAUGUGGGGAUCUGUCUUGCGAAGUUGAGAAUUGACCCUGUUCCCCCUCCCAAUGAAUUUGUCUUCAAUCACUGGCGAGUUUCUUACUCAAGCUGUAAAUACAGUCACCUAAUUACCUCUCAUCAGUUCCAGCCUAGUGAACUGAUAAAAUACUGGAACCACUUACAACAAAAUAAGCACAAUGCCUGUGCCAAUGCAGCAAAAGAAAAGGCAGGCAGGUAUCGUCAUCGUAAACUCCACUAGAAAAGGCAAUUUGGAUCCCAUGUGCAAUCUGUAAAUACUGCAGAAAGCAUGUAGAGUAAAAACUGAUGAGCUUCAUGGGGCAGUUUUUAGUUAAUUCCCAUUACAGGAUGGAAUUCAAAGUAUUUUUUUAAUUUCUAAAGACUUUAUUUAAUUCUUAAGACAAAAAAAAAAAAAAAUAACCAAAAGCUAUCCUAAGAGAAUCUGUGAAACAAACUGCAUAAAAUUCUUCUGUGUGUUAACAUGCAAUAAUAAGCAGGCACACUUAGUGGUACAAUUUCUAGUUUAUGUGCCAAUAAAAUAAAAUUGACUAUUUUCCACACAAAGUUUAAAGAAAUGGAGAUUGAAUCACAAAACCCACUUCAUUUCUCAAUCAGUUUUCUAUUAUAAAGAAUGAUUGUAAAUAAAAUCAUAUACAACCUGUUUUAAGAAAACUUAAAACUAUAUGAAGAAAAUUUUUUCUUUGGCCUAAUAUAUAAAUUAUUUUCAUAGCAAUACUCUAUGAGAUAAAAUUUUGUUGAAUUAUCCCAUAAAACAUUUGCAAAGAUCAAAAGUUUUACAACUGAUCUCAUCUAGUUACUAUUUUAAAUUACCAAAAUAAUCAUUUUAAUUUAACACUACUGACAAAAACCAGAACGACAUGUGAAAGAAUGUGACCAACAGUGUGUCUCAGGCUAAAGUUUAAAAGCAAAGUCACUAAACAACACCACAAGCACAUAUUCUAUUUCCUUCUGGGUAUAAAUCAUAUUAUUACUAACAGCAUUCAUUUCUUAAUUCAUUCAACUAGAUCAGCUUACUGCAAUCUCCUAAAGAAUGCCAUCUUUUAGCAGCAAAUGUAUCUGAUUCUAAACAUUUAUCAUGUUCCUAAAAUGAAGGAAAGGUGGAAAAAGGAAAAGUCGGGAUGUAUUAUUGAAAAGGAUGAAGAGUGCAGAAGCAGUUUCAUUCAAUACAUUUUUCAGAUGCAUGUCCGCCAAAGUGCAGCAUAUGGGAAGCUCAUCUCCUGACAGCAGGUGUGCACAUGCUGAUACUUAAAUCAUUUUAUGGCACAAUUUCUGUUGUCAGAGUGCCAGGUUUACAACCCUACAAGUUUUAAUUUUGUGGAUGACAUUCUACAUCCUCAAAUAAGACCUUUUUGGGGGUGGGGUGGGGCGUACAAAUGUUUGAUGAACAUUUGAUUCUAGUAUUUAAAAAAUGUGUAUGAUGCACUUUUAUCAAAUUUUUUAAUAAAAGGGGAUAAACAAGA
Gracilinanus agilis (Agile Gracile Mouse Opossum) is the source of this 3230-nucleotide messenger RNA. RefSeq names its product beta-1,3-galactosyltransferase 2 (gene B3GALT2). Lineage: Eukaryota; Metazoa; Chordata; Mammalia; Didelphimorphia; Didelphidae. Gene Ontology annotation, cellular component: membrane. The record is from RefSeq and is a predicted model, not a curated record. Gene Ontology annotation, molecular function: N-acetyl-beta-D-glucosaminide beta-(1,3)-galactosyltransferase activity. The transcript is spliced from 2 exons. Bases 722 to 1990 code for a protein of 422 amino acids.